UGCCAGGAGCCAGGACAGAGCACCAGCAUGAGUUCUGGGGUCCACAUGCUGAGAGUUCUCCUCUUCCUCUUGGAUGUUGGAGGAGCUCAAGUGCUGGCGACCAGUAAGUCUGCCGGGGCUGAAAUCGAUUUCAAAUACGCCAUCAUUGGGGCUGUGUUGGGCAUAGCCAUAUCUGCAGGCUUCCUGGCUCUCAAGAUCUGCAUGAUCCGGAAACACUUGUCCGAUAACGACUCUUCAGAUAUGAAGAGCACACCUCAGGGAGUCAAUGAAACCAUCUUGAGGAAGAAAAGACCCUCGAGAGAUGCCCAAGUGAUGGAGCUGUGAGCAACCAGCUGUACCAACAGAGGUUUGGCAAGCUACACAACUGGAUACAGUUACAGUCUUAGGCUAUCUUGUGUUUCAAUACCCAAAGCUGCUGAUGGACCAUCACAUGGACUCAGUAUGGGAGCAAAUACCAAAAAGACUGGAACCAAAAAAGCCUCUGUCCUGAGGGGAGACAUCAGUCUCCUUCUGCAAGAGCCUCUGCGAAGGAGAUGAUCAAGUAGGUGUGCUGACUCAUGGAGAGCUUUGUGUGUGUCAACUGUUCUUACUGCUCUACUCUAAUGAUUUUGUGGCAACUGUUGAAAGGUGCCCAAUGUACCUGAGACACAGGACUGGCAAGGGCUCGGGAAACCCAUACCACACCACUUUUGUCAUCAAGCUAAGGUUCUGGGCAGAGACUCCAUGAACAUACUCUCACCUCAAACAUUAACCCAUAUUUCUAGGUCUGAGUCGUAGAGGACUCUGCCUUUCCAUUCUCCAGGAAUCCAGGUAGCCUCAUGGACUCAGUCUCUGCAGAGUAGGUUAUCCGAGUUGCGUGUGAUGAAAGAUGAGCUAUUUUUCAAAAACAAAGUGCUGUGUUAUAAUAAUCUGUCUGGAUUCCCAGGGCGUCUUUUGUCUGACUUGAUAACAAUGCUGUUCAUUAGCAGCCUUUGUUAACUGAUCACCUAAAGCGGUAACAUGAUACUCAUAAGCAAUUUUCUGUGUGUAAGAUAGAAUAAACCAUCUUGUAAGGGA
This is a messenger RNA of Nannospalax galili (Upper Galilee mountains blind mole rat), 1056 nucleotides long. It is a transcript of the gene Tmem273, whose product is annotated as transmembrane protein 273. Bases 28 to 324 code for a protein of 98 amino acids. The record is from RefSeq and is a predicted model, not a curated record. Lineage: Eukaryota; Metazoa; Chordata; Mammalia; Rodentia; Spalacidae. The transcript is spliced from 5 exons.